Danaus chrysippus (African queen) is the source of this 603-nucleotide messenger RNA. Lineage: Eukaryota; Metazoa; Arthropoda; Insecta; Lepidoptera; Nymphalidae. The record is from the annotation of a GenBank genome assembly.
AUGGAGCGGCCGACAUUUAUGAAUAGAGGGACGGCGCUCAUUGACCUGAGCGGCGGCAGCGGCGUCGCCGGCGCCCAGCCCGCCCGCGCCGCGCCGCGCCACGCCACGCCGGCCGCGCGCCGCGCCGCCCGACGGACGUUCCCACCGAACAUGGCGGCCGCAGGAAGUGCGCAGCUUACCUACCGGGACGUCCUCGCACCGAGCCGACCGCCGUGCGAGGACCCGCAUGCGCAGACAUACAUACCACGAAAAAGCGGAGGCCGCGGGGCGAUCGGACGCGGAAUCGCACACGCGAACUGCUUCCCCGCCGCGGGGAGACUGAUGAGGGCAGGCCGCGCCGGCGCCGGCGGAGGCUCCGGCGCACGCGCGCACCGCCCGCCGUCCCGCUCCCGCGCCCGCCCGGCCCGCGGGAGGGAGCGGGACGGAGACAGCUCGCGAUCACAGCGCCGACUCGUGAACACCAAUAGACCGAAGAGUAGGGACAAAUAUUCGACCUUCACUACGCGCACGCACACAGCCGCGCGGCCGGCUCCGUGUGACGCACACACGCGCACGCGCCUCGCGAAUCGUUCGCUCGCCGCAGCGCCGCUGUGCUACUUUUGA